Trifolium pratense (red clover) is the source of this 1663-nucleotide messenger RNA. RefSeq names its product PI-PLC X domain-containing protein At5g67130-like. The record is from RefSeq and is a predicted model, not a curated record. Gene Ontology annotation, molecular function: phosphoric diester hydrolase activity. Lineage: Eukaryota; Viridiplantae; Streptophyta; Magnoliopsida; Fabales; Fabaceae. The coding region runs from base 263 to 1357 and encodes 364 amino acids. The transcript is spliced from 8 exons. Gene Ontology annotation, biological process: lipid metabolic process.
GUAGUAAUAGUAGUAGUGAAUUAAAGGAAAAAGUUCUCAUGAGAAAAACAAUUUUUUUUUUGACUGAAAAUUAAAGAAAUUAGUUUAAAAUAGAAACAAUUUAUUGGAAAGUUUUUUUCUUUUCUUUAAUCGGUGUCUUAAAAGCGCGGCGUAUCAUUUUUGCCUUCCAUUACGUAUUUCCAUUUCAUAUUUAAUUUAAUAUUUCGUGACAUACUCAGACUUAUCAGUUUCAAGUUUUUUGAACUCUGUCUAUACCUUUUCCAUGGGUUUGGCAUGGAUUAUUUUUCCAGUCUUCUUCGGCAUUAUAGCUGCUGCUGUUGAGCUUCCUGAUGAACAUCACAAGCUCAUGGACUUGGACAAGUGCUCAUCCAGUGGAAACUGUUUAACAGGUCACUUUUGUAGCUCUUGCCGUAUAGAAUUUCAAGGGCCAAGAUGUGUCAGAUCAUCAACAACAAACCCAUUCAAGCUUUUGAAUACAUCUUUGCCGUACAACAAAUAUGCAUAUCUGACGACACACAAUUCAUUUGCAAUUAAAAAAAGGUCAAUCUGUGGUGCUACUCCUCUAGUAACCUUCAGAAAUCAAGAAGAUACUAUUUCUCAGCAACUAUAUAAUGGAGUUAGAGCCCUUAUGUUAGAUACUUAUGACUACAAAGGUGAUAUAUGGUUGUGCCAUUCAUUUAAAGGAAAGUGCCAUGACUUUACUGCAUUUGAACCUGCCAUAAAUGCUUUAAAGGAAGUGGAAAAUUUCCUAUCAGCAAAUCCAUCAGAAAUUUUGACACUAAUAUUAGAAGACUAUGUUGAAGUACCAAAUGGAUUAACCAACGUAUUCAAAGCUUCUGGAUUGAUGAAAUACUGGUUUCCUGUUUCAAACAUGCCAAAAGAUGGCAAAGAUUGGCCUUUAGUAAAAGACAUGGUUGUUAAAAAUCAUAGGCUCGUAGUCUUUGGUUCUCAGAAGAACAAGGAACAAAGUGAAGGAAUAGCUUAUCAGUGGAACUAUAUGGUAGAAAAUCAGUAUGGGAAGGAUGGAAUGGUUCACGGAAAAUGUCCUAAACGUGAAGAUUCAUCUGAACUCAAUGAUAGAAGCAAACCUUUGGUUUUAGUAAAUCACUUUAGAACAAUUCCAUUCCAACAAGCUACAUGCAAAGAUAAUUCAAAAGACCUCAUAAAUAUGCUUUCUACUUGUUAUGCUGUGGCAGGUAACCGUUGGGCCAAUUUUGUUGCGGUUGAUUAUUAUAAGAGAAGUGAUGGAGGAGGGCCAUUUCAAGCUGUAGAUAUGUUAAAUGGGAAAUUAUUGUGUGGAUGUGAUGAUGUUCAUGCUUGUGUGCAUGGAUCAUCAUGUACAAGAGGAAGCAAAUAAAAAUUCUUGAAAAUGGAGAUCCUGACAGAAAUCCAAAGGCAAUUUUGGUACUGUAUUUUAGAUUACCUGUUCCAAAUUUGUAUUGAUAACUCAAAAAAUAUAUCAAAUAUAUAUCUUGUUUGAAAAGAAAUACAGAAGGUUUCUGCAAAUGCAAUGCAACUAUUCAUAUGCUUCCUUUGCUGUUGUAGUAUGAAAUUGUUUGUCAAGAUCAAGCAGCUCCACAUAUCUUUAAUUGAGUAGAAUAUCUUUUUCUACCUUGUUUAUUUUUUUGUUAUCAACCUUUAAUUUUAAACAUAGUUCCAUCAA